This is a messenger RNA of Oryza brachyantha (malo sina), 1391 nucleotides long. RefSeq names its product calcineurin B-like protein 4. The record is from RefSeq and is a predicted model, not a curated record. Lineage: Eukaryota; Viridiplantae; Streptophyta; Magnoliopsida; Poales; Poaceae. Gene Ontology annotation, biological process: calcium-mediated signaling. The coding region runs from base 68 to 787 and encodes 239 amino acids. The transcript is spliced from 8 exons. Gene Ontology annotation, molecular function: kinase binding; calcium ion binding.
UCCCUGCGUGUAUGUAUGAACUAUGAUGCCAAAGGGAGAGUCUUUCGCAUGAAUUUUGAUCGAUUUCAUGUUCCUCAUUUUGUGCCGUCGGCGAAGGCGGCGUCUCAUCGGCCGGGGAGGGGUCGCCGCCAUGGGCUGCGCGUCGUCGAAGCAGGUGCAGCGGCGGCCGCCGGGGUACGAGGAGCCGGCCGUCCUCGCCGCCCAAACCGCGUUUACGGUGAACGAGGUGGAGGCGCUGCGCGAGCUGUACAACAAGAUGAGCCAUUCCAUCAUCAAGGAUGGCCUCAUCCACAAGGAGGAGUUUCAGUUUGCCUUGUUCAGGAACAGCAGGAAGGUGAAUCUCUUCGCGGACAGGGUUUGUUCUCGUUCAGUCCUGGUGUUUGAUUUGUUUGAUCUGAAGCGAGACGGGGUAAUCGAAUUCGGGGAGUUUGUGCGGUCGCUCAGUGUGUUCCACCCAAAAGCACCUAAAUCAGAAAAGACUGCGUUUGCAUUCAAGCUAUAUGAUCUAAGGGGGACAGGCUACAUUGAGAAAGAAGAGCUCAGAGAAAUGGUCUUGGCACUUCUAGAUGAGUCAGAUCUACGUCUUUCAGAGAGCGCUGUCGAGGCAAUUGUUGAUAAUACAUUCAGCCAAGCAGACUCAAAUGGAGAUGGCAGGAUAGACCUCGAGGAAUGGGAGGAGUUUGUUAAGGCGAACCCAGCAUCACUAAGGAACAUGUCACUUCCCUAUUUACAGGACAUUACCAUGGCAUUUCCUAGCUUUGUAGUGCAUUCAGAAGCCCUUGACUGAGAAGAUCCAGGUGCAAUGUCCUACAUGCAACCACAGUUGUGUUCCAUAUGCAUGGACCAUUGUGGCUAAAGCUCCAGGCAGCUCAGCUCCUUGCAGGUGCAGAAUUUCAGAAGUAGGUUGCAACUGAAUUCUCUGAUCAUCACAGCAUGACGCCAUGAGCAACAGAAUGAUAUCUGAUAACUAUCAGAUUGGCUUUCUUAUGCCUAUGUAUAAGGAAUACAGAGGCCCAGUAAGCAGCAGCACUGCAGCAAAUUGUUCAAAGGAAGCAGCUGUAGUUGAAGUACUUGCCGUUGCUGAAAUGCUUUCGUUGUACGUCUUGUAUGUAUAGUUGUAAGUCAGAAGUGAUACUGAUGACCAUUGACCUGUAGUUGAAGUAUAUGCAACUAUGCAGGUGUUCGUUUCCUCUGUAAAGUAACUUUGAUGGUCCAAAGCAGAGGCCUGGAAGAACCAAAAUGUCUUUGUAAAAGCGUUUGUCGUGUGAGAAAUCUGCUCCCACCAGACACAGUGAUGAGUGGAAAAUAGAUCGACCAAUCUCUAGCAAAGCAAAUGAUACUAAUAUCAUAUAUUGAGCUAUCUUAUAUUCUUUAAGAAAAAUCAAUGAACU